Messenger RNA from Penicillium malachiteum, 11751 nucleotides. Its product is annotated as polyketide synthase. The record is from RefSeq and is a predicted model, not a curated record. Bases 1 to 11751 code for a protein of 3916 amino acids. Gene Ontology annotation, biological process: secondary metabolite biosynthetic process; fatty acid biosynthetic process. The transcript has 5 exons. Gene Ontology annotation, molecular function: 3-oxoacyl-[acyl-carrier-protein] synthase activity; phosphopantetheine binding; fatty acid synthase activity. Lineage: Eukaryota; Fungi; Ascomycota; Eurotiomycetes; Eurotiales; Aspergillaceae.
AUGUCAACCAGCUCAGCCUCUGGUUUCUCUAUGCCCAUAGCCAUUGUUGGCUCUGCUUGCAGAUUCCCAGGUGCUUCCUCCACACCUUCCAAACUAUUCGAUCUUUUGAAAGAACCUCGAGAUGUGCGUCGGGAGUUCAACCCGGAAAUUCUCAACUUGAAGCGGUUCUAUGACUCCAACCCCGAUGCUCCUGGAUCUACCAGUGUGAAGAACAAGGGCUAUCUAUUGGCUGAAGAUACUCGACUUUUCGAUGCUGCUUUCUUCAAUGUUAGCCCCUAUGAGGCAGAGAGCAUGGACCCUCAACUACGUAACAUGCUGGAAACCACCUACGAAGCCUUUGAGAGCGCUGGUUAUACGCUUGACCAUCUACGAGGCUCCAAGACAUCUGUUCAUAUAUGGAGACGAUCCCCCCUUUACGCCGGUACCGGUGUGGCUCGCAGCAUUCUCUCCAACCGUAUCUCGUAUACCUUCGAUCUUCAUGGACCGUCGGUCACGCUGGACACUGCCUGCUCCAGCUCAUUGGUAGCGUUGCAUAAUGCUGUACAAGGACUUCAAGCUGGCGAUGCUACUUGCGCUGUGGUUGGAGGUGUCAAUAUAAUUCUCGAUCCGAUGCUGUACGUCAUGCUGUCCAAACUCCAUAUGUUAUCACCAGAUUCUCAGUCCCGAAUGUGGGACAAGACAGUAAACGGCUAUGCCCGUGGUGAAGGUGCAGCAGUCGUGGUUCUGAAGCCUCUUGAUCAAGCUAUUCGUGAUAACGAUCAUAUCGAAGCAAUUAUCCGCGGCACUGGUGUCAAUUCUGAUGGCCAGAGCGCCGGUCUUACCGUGCCUACCGUGGCCGCUCAGGCAGAAUUGAUCCGAGAAACAUAUCAUCGUGCUGGACUUGAUCCCAUCAAGGAUCGGUGCCAAUACUUUGAAUGCCAUGGUACCGGAACACCAGCAGGUGACCCGGUUGAGUCGCGUGCAAUCUACGAAGCGAUGAUAAGAGACAGGGAUUCUGGACCAUCAGCUCCACUGUACGUCGGAUCGAUCAAGACAUUGAUCGGGCAUCUCGAGGGCGGUGCUGGAUUGGCAGGGGUCUUGAAGGCCCUUCUGUCUAUCAAGCAUAAGACCAUUUUCCCAAACCUCCUUUUCAACGACCUUAACCCUGUUAUUGCGCCUUACUAUGACGGGUUCCAGAUUCCAACUUCUGCUCUGCCGUGGCCUGAGCUGCCUUCAGGAAUACCUUUGCGCGUCAGCGUGAACAGUUUCGGCUUUGGAGGUACCAAUGCGCAUGCCAUUCUAGAGAGCCAUGAACCACAAGGUCGCAAUGGCCUUAUAGUGGCCACACAGCCUAGCGGUGCCCACCUGAACCCAUUUGUUCUCUCUGGUCACUCUCCAUCAGCCCUCCUAGGAAAUGCCCAGGCGCUGCUGAAAUAUUUGAUUGAUCAUCCCUUGGCUCAUCUACGUGACCUGAGCUGGGCUCUUCAGAGUAGACGAACUGCCCAUCGCGUGCGAACAUUCUUCACGGCGCAAACACACCAGGAGCUGAUCGAAGACCUUGAAAAAUUCCUUUCACAGCAUCGAAAGUCCGCAAAGAAGGAUGAAGUUGGCAUCCGCUAUCGACUUGCUGACAAGAAACCACGAGUUUUGGGAGUUUUCACCGGACAAGGCGCUCAGUGGCCUACCAUGGGCCGCAGUUUGCUUGAGAGAUCUCCGUUAUUCCGCCGUGUUCUUGAGGAAUGCGAUGACGUUCUUCACGUCCUGUCGGACGGGCCAGAUUGGUCUUUGAUCGAAGAAUUAUCGAAAGACUCUUCGAGCUCACGCGUGGGUGAAGCACUCAUCUCUCAGCCACUCUGUACAGCUAUCCAGCUUGGACUCGUUGAAGUGCUGAAUGCUAGUGGUGUUCACUUUGAUACAGUCCUAGGUCAUUCCUCUGGUGAAAUUGCUGCGGUUUACUCUUGUGGAAUGAUUGAUGCUGCUGCUGCAAUGCAAAUCGCCUAUUACCGAGGCAAAUACGCUCACUUAGCUCACGGUACCAAUCAGCAGGCCGGUGGAAUGAUCGCUGUCGGCAUUAGUCAAGAAGAUGCCCAGUUGUUUUGUCAACAACCUGGAUAUCAAGAUCGUAUUGGUGUGGCGGCUAGUAACUCGCCGCAGAGUGUCACGCUUUCAGGUGAUCUCCAGGCCAUAGAGCAGGCGAAGGAACAUUUCGACCAGGAGAAGAUCUUCGCACGUCAGCUCAAGGUUGACACCGCAUAUCACUCAUACCAUAUGGAGCUUUGCUCCGAAGAUUACUUGAAGGCUCUCAGAGCUUGUGACAUUCGCGUUCAACCUCCAAAGUCUAGUUGCUUGUGGUUAUCCAGUGUUGAUGGAAACACGGAACUUCUACAAGGCGACUUGGAAUCCCUGAAGGGUCCCUACUGGGUUCAGAACAUGUUGCAGACAGUCCUGUUUUGCCCGGCCGUCACAUAUGCUCCUCAAACAGGGGGUUCAUUUGAUCUGGCCAUUGAAGUUGGACCUCAUCCGACACUCCGAGGUCCCACUCUGCAGACUUUGGAACUUGCAUCAGGUGCCACUCCACCUUACCUCGGAACUCUCAAGCGAAACUCAAGCGAUGUUGAUGCAUUGGGGGAGAUGGUUGGUGCCCUUUGGUGCCAUCUUGGCCCUGACUGUGUUAGCUUCGACGGGUUUCAACGAGCCUUCAUGUCCGGGGACGACUUUGGGACGCCCAAGCUCCUGAAGGAUCUCCCUCCCUAUGCCUGGGAUCAUGAUCGCAUUUACUGGUCCGAGUCACGGAUCUCUGCAAAUUACAGGAAGAAUGUUGAUUCUCGUCAUCCACUGCUCGGUCGUCGUGUUUCGGAUGAUACGGAUCGUGAAAUGCGCUGGCGCAAUAUUCUCACGGUCAAAGAACUUCCUUGGACACAGGGACAUUUCAUUUCUGGUGAGGUGCUACUGCCUGGAACGUCUUAUGUCUCCUUAUCCUGUGAAGCAGCGAGACUCAUUGCGGGUGGUAAACCGAUUCGACGGAUCGAGUUGGAGGAUAUCAAAAUCCGUCGCCCAGUGAUUGUUCCCGAUACUCGCGAAGGUCUGGAAACAGUUUUCACGGUGUGCUUAAAGGAUUCGGUAGACCCCAAGUUCAUCUGCGGGGAGUUCUCCUAUCAUUAUUCCGACCCCCAUCUUGGAUCCAUGAGCUAUGCCGGUGGCGGCAGGAUGACCAUUCAUCUCGACGAAGGGAGCGAGCAUGAGCUGCCCCCGUACGCAGCGCCCCGACCAGGCUUACAUCCCAUAGAUAGCGAGGACGGCUAUGAUACAUUCGCUCAGAACGGUUUCAUGUAUACUGGUGCCUUCCGUCGUCUUGAAGAUGUCCAGCGCAGACUUGACUACUCUGUGGCUACGGCCGAGUGGUCGGCUGACGAACUGAUGGGACGCUACACUCUGCAUCCAGCAGUAUUGGAUGUUAGCUGGCAGAAUCUCUUUCAUGCUCGCGCAGACCCCAGAGCGGGUAAGCUUCCGACUGCUAUUCUGCCAGUGGGGAUCAAGCGAGUGGUUGUGAACCCACAUGUGCAACUUACGGAUGUGGAGACGCUCAGUAUCAGAACCGAAUCUUUCAUCACUGCCCGCAACGGCGCCGGGAUUGUUGGUGACGUCCACAUCUACAGCUCUUCUGGAAAAGCAGCGGUGCAGAUGGAGUCUGUGUCUGUCGAGCCUGUGGCCCCACCGACCGAGGAGCAAGACCGAAAGAUGUUUUUCGACAUAAUAUAUAAAGCGGAUCCUUCACUUUGCCUCACAGAGCCGACUCACGAUCUGAAACGGGCCCAGCAUGUUAAAGAGCUGUCGACUGAUAUCGAAAGAGCGGUUCUUUUCUACGUGCGGGGAGUACUAGAAGGAUUGACUCCCAGCGACCGGUCGGGGUUGUUGUGGUACCACAAGCGAUUGAUUGAAUCUUUUGAGAGCUCUGUGAAAUUGAUCGCGGAAGGGCGUCAUCCUCUGGCCGAGAAGAGUUGGCUUGCCGAUGGACCAGAAAUUCUGGACAUGAUCAUGACUAAAUGGUCUGGUUCGGUUGAUCUUGAAUGUAUCCGCCGCGUCGGAGAACACAUGCUUGAGUAUCUGAAAAAGAGAACUUCGCUGUUAGAAGUGCUCAUGAAGGAUGACUUGGCCACCCGUCUAUACAGCGAGGGAUGUGGUCUUGCUGAUGUCAAUGGAGGCAUGGCUGGUGUUCUCGAGCAGAUUGCCCACAAGUUCCCACAGGCAAGAUAUAUCGAAAUUGGCGCUGGUACUGGAUCAACGACUGAUUAUAUUCUGCGAGCUGUCGGCAAUGCCUUUUACACAUACACCUUCACAGAUAUAUCUCCCGCUUUCUUCGGCGAUGCGGCUGACAGAUUCGGUGAUUUCCGUGAUAAGACCAUUUUCAAGACUCUUGACGUGGAGAAGGAUGUUGGCCCUCAAGGGUUCCAGAAGCAUGCUUACGAUGUUGUUGUUGCUUCUAACGUCCUUCACGCCACGGCUCACAUUAAAGAUACGCUAAAGAAUGCACGCUCGCUACUCAAGCCGGGCGGUUUCUUGUUCCUCGUCGAGAUCACAGGCACAAAAAUGAUGCGAACCACUUUCUGCGUCGGAGGUCUAUCUGGAUGGUGGUUGGGUGCAGGUGAAGGGCGAAGAAUUCAUCCUGGAUUGACCACUGAAGAAUGGCAUAGUGCACUUCAGGAGACGGGCUUCUCCGGUGUUGACUUGGCAUUCCACGAUAUCCCCGACUCUACCCAGCACUGCAUGUCCCUCAUGGUAACUCAGGCCGCCAACGAUACAAUUCAGGUGUUGCGUGAACCACUUGAAUACAUCGAUGAGAUUCCUGAGGUAAAGUCUCUUCUGAUUGUUGGUGGAAAGUCGCUGGCAGUGUCUAAGACAGUGAAUUCCAUCCAACGGCUAGUCGGUCGCUCAUGGGGCGGUCGCACAACUCUCUCCAGCGAUCUUGAAUCCAUUGACUUCUCUCGCGUUGGAAGCCAGGCAGACGUCAUCUUCCUCCAGGAGUUAGACAACACUUUGUUCUCGGAAUCAAUCACUCCUACAAGGGUGAAGGCACUGCAGACAAUGGUUGUUUCCGCCCGCAAUGUGCUAUGGUUGACCACCAAGAGGAGAACAGAUAGCCCUCAUUCUAACAUGAUGGUCGGCAUGGCAAGAGCGAUCAGCAAAGAGCUGCCUCAUGUUAAUAUACAGUUUCUAGAUUUGGACUCGUUCACUAGCCCAUCAUCGACGGCUCGAACCAUCUUAGAGACUUUCUUGCGAUUGAAGGCGGUCUCGGCUCAUGAUCAUGACGAAAGUCCAAUUUUGUGGCCAGUUGAGCGGGAACUCGUCGUGGAGGGAUCUGAUACGCUUGUUCCCCGUGCGCGACCGGACCAAAAGCUCAAUGAUCGCUACAACUCCAGAUACCGAUCGAUGAGGAAGCCAAUGAGCAAUGUCAAUGCUCCCAUCGGCCUCACCCGUCAAAGAAACAAGCUCGCGCUGACUGAAUCAGUGCUAGAGCCGUUGUUAGGUGCAAUUUGGAGUUUGCUUGUCAGGGUCCAAUAUUCCCUUUCCAUUCCAAAUGGCCAGGGCCAGGCACUCUACCUUAGUGUCGGUCGUGUUAUUGAUUCCAAUAUGCCCAUUCUGGCUGUUUCGGAAAGUAACACAUCUACCAUCAGCAUUGCCAAAGAAAAUGUUGCCUUCAUCGAUGAGAAAGACUGCAGCUUGGAGGUUCUCGAGCGAGUUGCUGACCAGAUCAUGUUGAUCGGACUUCUCAGCUCUGCGCAAAAGGGCCACUCCGCUCUCAUUUAUCAUCCGAGAGCAGGCCUGGCUGCAUCCUUCUCUGACGAGGCGCGCCGAUUUGGACUACACCCUCUGUGCGCAUCAUCUCGUAGCCCAAUCCAACUUGACUGGAUCAGCAUCCACCCGCACAGCUCUGUUCGUGCUGUACAACGUUUGAUUCCCCAGAAUAUUUCAGUCUAUCUCGACUGUUCGGCUGCUUCAACUUCGGAAUCGCCGACUAUUCAGUCCGCGUUACCAGCGGGAUGCAGCAUUCACCGAUGGGACACUCUCAAGGUUGCAUAUGAAACCUUGUCUGGUUGCCUGGCCAGCCCCACUAACGGCAAUGCGCUGGAAUCUGAGAUUGAGGUUCUGAACAUUGAAAACAUUGCUAGCGCCGAUGCAUCUAUUCUGGAUCAACCUUAUAUCAUCUCCUGGGAGACAGCUCAGCCCUUGAGUUUGCUCGUACAGCCUCUGGACACAUCAAUCCUGUUUGACAGGGCAAAGACGUACCUGAUGAUUGGCAUGGCCGGCGGGCUUGGAAUUUCGGUCUGUGAAUGGGCUCUCAGACAUGGGGCUAAGCACCUAUUCAUUACUAGCCGGAAGCCGGACAUCCAUCCAGAAUGGUUGGCACAAACUAAAAGGCUGGGGGCGAAAGUCCAUGUGCAGGCAAUGGAUGCGGCCGACCAAACAUCGUUGGAGUUCACUAUCUCUGUUAUUCGAGAGACCUUACCUCCGAUUGGUGGUGUCUGCAAUGCAGCCAUGGUCCUCACGGAUAGACUGUUCGUGGAUUUGGAUGUAGACGCUAUGGUCGACACUUUCCGUCCCAAGGUGGACGUUGCUAAGUAUCUGAAUGAUAUAUUGGCAGACACCCCUCUGGACUUUUUCAUCAUGCUCUCCUCGAAUCUUGCCAUUACUGGUGGACAGGGAUCGGGCAAUUAUGCUGCUGCCAAUAUGUUCAUGACUGGGUUGGCAGCUCAGCGCCGACUCUCUGGACGGCCAGCAUCAGUGAUCCACAUUGGAUAUGUUGCUGAUGUUGGUUACUUUACGCGUGUCGACAAGAGCAGCAGAGAAUAUGCCGGCAGAAUGCAUUAUGCUCCUCUUUCUGAAACUGAUAUCCACCAUGCAUUUGGGGAGGCUAUUCUGGCCGGUCGGCCCAACAGUGAACGUUCUUGCGAGAUUGGUGUUGGAAUUGAGCCACUUGAAGAGGGUCAGGAACCCGUUUGGUCAUCGGAUCCUCUGUGGUCGCACUACCUGCCACAAAUCCAAGUCCAUGACAAGAAGGAUGGUCCUCAAUAUGGUCGUGACAACAUUAAGACCCAAAUUCAAGAUGCCGAGACAGAGGCUGAAGUGGGUACGGUUAUACAGGAAGCGCUUUGUAACAAGAUUGAAACAACUUUGCAGCUGUCAGCCGGCGGUGUCGAUCGUGAUGUCCUCCUCACUGAGUUGGGCAUUGAUUCCCUGGUCGCUGUAGAGAUCCGAGGAUGGUUUGCAAAGAAUAUCGGUAUCGAUGUCCCGGUCGUGAAGAUCUUGGGAAGAAGUUCCGUCUCCCAGAUCUGCACAGACGCAGCAAGGGAGAUCAUGUCAACAAAAGUGGAGACACCCCCUAGGAAUGUGGACCCUGAGGGAGGAACAUCCAGUGAAUCUCGAAAAUCCUCAGAAAGCAAUUCUGAUGAGGCUUCUCAAUCAGGAGAUGUGACUCCGCCCAGCACAGACAAUGAACUGGAAACUCCUGAACACGACAAUGUCAAAAUUGACCAUGAGGCGGAAAAGGAGCAAGAGCAGGUGAGCUCUGUUGUUGUGGCAGAGCCUGUUGCAGAUUUUGGUAAGAACAUAAUUCAUACCGAGCGAAUGUCCGCGGCACAGUCGCGAAUUUAUGUGCUGUCUAGUCUGAUGAACGAUCCAACUGCCUACAGUCUGAUGAUCCGAUACGAUAUCGAUGACAAUCUGGAUAUCGACAGACUGCGAAAUGCUUUGACGACUACUAUGCAGUACCACGAGUGCCUUCGCACCUGCUUCUUUGCUCGUCGCGAAGACAAUCAACCCACGCAGGGUGUCCUGUCGUUUCCUGUUCGCCGCUUCAAGCACCUCCCGAAUGCCACAGAGAAUGAUAUCGAUCAAGAGUUGGAGGCGGCCAGAACCAAAGUUUGGGAUAUUGAGCAUGGGGAAACAUUGAGUUUGACAGUUUUAUCGAGAGAUUCUCGGUCACACACCUUAGUCUUGGGCUAUCAUCACAUCAUAUUGGAUGCAUCUGGCAUGCGUCGGUUUAUUCGGGAUCUGAACGCUGCCUACAACAUGCAACCGUUGAAGCCGAGUGGCGGAACAUGCAUAGAGUUUGCUCGCAGUGAACAAGAGAGUUUACAGUCUGGCGCAUUGAAGAGUCACUUGGCGUACUGGCGCAAGGAGUACUCUCCUAUUCCCGAGGUACUUCCACUGCUUCCGAUGGCGAAGGGCAUAGUCCGUCCAGAGACCCAGCGAGUCGAGACCGUUCACGCAUCUCGCGUGAUUGAUGAAGAUAUGGUCGUCGCUGUCAAGCAAGCAUGCCAGGUACUCGGCACCACAGCCUUCCAAUUUUAUCUAGCCGUUGUUCAGAUCUUGUUGGCGCAGUCUCUGAAUUUGGAAGAUCUAUGUAUCGGGGUGGCCGACGCUAAUCGCCCAAAUGCUGACUUCAUGGACACUGUUGGAUUUUUCUUGAACCUGCUGCCAGUUCGCUUCAAUGUCCACUCCAGCAGCACUUUUGCUCAGGUCGCUCAGAAUACUGCCCGACAGAUGGGCACUGCCUUUGAGAAAUCUGUCCCGCUUGAUAUCUUGCUGGACGAGUUGAAUAUUCGUCGUUCUUCAUCUCACACACCCCUCUUCCAGGUCUUGGUUAACUACCGAUUGGCAAUGACCAAGAGCAUACCAUUCGGAAAUAGCUCUCUCACGAUAAUUGAUGGAGAAGAGGGCCGCAAUCCUUACGAUAUCACUUUCAGCUUCCUGGAGUCUCAGUCUGAAGGUCUGGGGGUUACAAUGGAUUGUUUGGAAUCUCUGUACGGUGUUCAUGGGACUGAGAGGAUUAUCGACAUGUAUAUGCAUCUGUUGAAACAGCUGGUGCAUAAUGUGAAUACCACGGUCAGCGAGUGCCAGAUUUAUGAUUCUGAAGCCAUCUCAACUGCUCUCAAACUUGGACAAUGCGAGAAAAAAGAGACUGGCUGGCUUUCCACCGUCUCGGAAAAGGUUCAAACAAUUUGCAAUUCAUUCCCAGAGAAGAUCGCUAUCCGGGAUAGAUCUUUUGAACUCACGUAUCAACAGCUAACCUCCCGUGUGCAUUCCAUUGCGGGAGCACUCCGUGAUGUGGGUCAAGGUACCGGCUCUCGCAUUGCGGUUUUAUGUGAGCCCUCGAAUGACUUGAUAGCCUCACUCCUCGCUAUCCUGCAUAUUGGUGCCACAUAUAUUCCGCUGGACGUCAGUCUCCCUGCAUCUCCACACGCGGAGAUAAUCUCUAGCGCCCAACCAAGCGUGAUCAUCUGUGAUGAGAGUACAAGCGACGCAGCCAAGGAACUCGCACCCGGGAUUCAAGGAAAUGUACCCGUCUUAUCUCUGGAAACGGUUCGCACUGUCAAUGAACUAGUUCCCUGCGCAGCGCAACCCAACUCUGCAGCAUUCAUUUUAUAUACCAGCGGAACGACGGGCAAACCAAAAGGCGUGGUACUUUGUCAGGCCAGUGUGACUAACUGGCUCGCGCAUGCGAUUGGGGAAUAUGGUCUUGAUACAGCGCCCGCGCCCAUUCUCCAACAGAGCUCUCUGGGAUUUGACAUGUCUCUAAUUCAGAUAUUCUGUGCUCUCUGCUCUGGAGGUACUCUCGUUAUUGUGCCUCAGGAGUCCCGCCGAGACCCUUCUGAGAUUACACGACUAAUUAAAGAGAAUUUAAGACUCGCUGAGGGGUGUACCGGAUGGCGCUUGGCCUGGCUCGGCGGAGAACCAUUCCCUGUGCAAUUCAAACGCGAGAUUCAACGACUGGAACUUCCCAAUCUCACAGUUUUUAACGGAUACGGUCCUACCGAGGUUACUUUUACUGCAACAUCCAAGUCUGUUUCUCUCGACACUGAGGAGAAAAGUGACUUCGGAAGUCCGAUUGGAAAGCCUCAGCCCAACUAUUCAAUCUGCAUUCUGGAUGCAAAGUCCCAGCCUCUCCCAGUGGGAUUCCGUGGUGAGAUUUGUAUUGGUGGUGCGGGUGUUGCUCUGGGCUACUGGGAUAUGUCUGUUGAGACUGAUCAAAAAUUCAUUCCAGACCCAACCAAAGGCUCUGUGGAUGGAUCGGUAGCAACAGGCAAAUGGUACCGAACUGGUGACCAGGGCUGCUUAAAACCUGACGGCAGCGUGAUUUUUCUCGGGAGACUCGGAGGAGACACGCAGGUGAAGGUUCGAGGCCAAAGGAUCGAACUCGCGGAGGUUGAGGGUGCUCUGUUAGAAUCAGGAGAGUCUCUGCUAUCCACAGCAGUGGUCACUUUCCGUGAUGGUGACCUUAUCGCUCAUGUCAUCCCAAAUGCCGAAAAGGAAAUCGAUCAUGAUUUGUUGCAGAGAAAGUUGUUGACGGAUCUGGAUCUCCCUCAGUACAUGCACCCAGCUCGAUUUUUCAUUGUGAAUGAACUACCCAGAGCAAACUCGGGAAAGAUUGAUCGUCAGGCCGUGAUGAAUCUACCACUGGCUGGGAGAAGUGAGACAUCUGGUGGAUCCACUUCUGAGUUGAGCUUCCGAGAAGUGGAACUGAAGCUUCUUUGGAGUCGCGUGCUACCGGAUCCAUAUCAAGUUCUCACUGCUGAGUCCGACUUCUUUCUUGAAGGAGGCAGCUCGCUUCGACUAACGAAAUUGCAAAAUGAGAUCAAAGAAACCCUGGGAGUCUCUGUUUCCACUCGCGAACUCUACUCCGCGCCCACUCUUCGAGAAAUGGCGGCUCGGAUAGGAUCUGAAUCCGCCCAGGAUCUAGAUAUAGAUUGGAGCAUCGAAACUGCGAUCCCGGAAAAUCUCAUCCUGGCCUCCAAGCAAACCUCCAAACGUGCAAGGAUACCUACAAAGGAUGCCCUGAAAGUGCUUCUGACUGGCGCUGCAAGUGUUCUGGGCAAUUCAAUUCUCCAUGCACUAAUCCAAGAUACUGCAGUGGACCAGGUGCACUGCAUUGCGGUCUCGCCAGACGAUGAGGAACGGAUACUGAUAUCCGACAAAGUCAUUGCCUAUCCUGGAAACCUGUCCUCAUCCGAUCUGGGCCUCAGUCCAUCCGAGCUCGCGACACUGCAAUUAAAUAUGGACGUUGUCAUUCACGCCGGAGCAAACGGACACUGUCUGAAUAGCUACUCAUCUAUCCGACGACCAAAUGUGGAGUCCACCCAUUUCCUAGCAGGGCUUUGUACUCCGCGCUCUAUCCCUCUCCUCUAUGUCUCUUCUCAGCGUGUCCCAGCUCUAGCGGGCUUGAAUGUUCUUCCACCGGUCCCAGUGCUUGCAGAGCCAGCUAAAACCGGUGACACGGGCUAUAUGGCGUCGAGAUGGGUCAGUGAAAGAUUCUUUCACAAGUUUUCUGAAUACAAUCAUUUCAUGACUGAGAUCCACCGCCCCUGUCUGUUCUUCGGGGACCGCGCGCCGCCCACCGAUGCCUUGAACGGAGUACUCCGAUACACACAACUCAUGAAGUGCAUUCCACGCUUUACACGUGUUCAAGGAUAUGUUGACGUUAAAAAUGUGGACAUCAUUGCUCAUGACAUUGUUUUGUCCGCUAUUUUAUUGGCUGGAGAUACAAGUACAGGCAUUCGUUUCCGUCAUCACUCGAGUGGCCGCAAGGUGACCCUCGAUGAAUGGCCGACCUACAUGCAGGAAUUGUAUGGAGAACCAUUCGAAGUCCUUGAACUAGCUGACUGGAUUGAUCGGGCACGCAAAGCAGGGAUACACCCACUUAUUGCGACGUACAUGGAGGGGGUCAUCGAAAAAGAGGAGUUGGCACUUUUCCCUUACCUGGGAGGGUCUAUGUGA